CAAAGAAAUAAGAGAACUAUUUUGUUCUGCUAAUUAUAAAUCUAUUACAAAAUUAAUAGACAAUUUAGAAAAUUUCUUUUUACACAAAACCAAGAAUUUUUGUUCCUUGAAUUCAAUUGAUAUGGAACAUAUUGACAAAGCUUACUUGAAUGAAAUUAAACAUGUUGAUGAUAAUAUCAACAUUUAUUUUGGUAAAACCUUGAAAGAAAUCAAAUGCGUUAUAUUCGAUGAAGGGUUCCGAGAACAUGAGAUUUUCAUAAAAUUUUCUGGUCCUAGAAAAUAUGAGAUAACUAAAGUUAAUUUACCAUAUUUACCUUAUCAAGAUGAAGAAUAUAACAGUAUAAAUGAAGUAAUCAACACAUUCAAAAAUCAUGUAAACAAUUUAAGUAAUUAUUUCUUGGAGUUGGAACAAAUUGAUCAAUUUUGUUCUAUUAUGGAACCACUACAUCCUACUUAUAAAGAUGAUUAUCGAAAAAUAGCUCUAGAUGAAAGAACUUGGCUCCAUAUAGAAGUAACUCCAGACGGUGCAGCAAAAAACAUCUAUCUGAUAGGUCAAUCUGAAACUUGGAAUGAUAAGUUACAAAAAGGUUUUUUAAAAUGGGAUCAUGAUAAAAGUAUAGUUGAUAAUAUCAUGUCUACAUUUGAUAUAUCUAGUUUUUCAAAUAAACAUCAGGAUGUUUUUUCGGAACCAGUAACAACAAUGCCUGAGAAACAAUGUUGUGCAAUUUGCCUGUGUGAGGAAUUGCCAGAUAAACCUGGUGUGCCACAGCCUAUCUGUCAAAAUAAUUCCUGUGGAGUUUACUACCAUACUAGUUGUUUAUAUGAGUGGCUUCUUGCAUCGGCUGGUGGUCGCCCACCAGCUUUUGGAGUGGCAACCGGUAGCUGUCCAACAUGUUGUCAUCCUAUAGCAUGUUCACUACUUGAAAAUAAAUAA
This is a messenger RNA of Papilio machaon (common yellow swallowtail), 934 nucleotides long. RefSeq names its product E3 ubiquitin-protein ligase FANCL (gene Fancl). Lineage: Eukaryota; Metazoa; Arthropoda; Insecta; Lepidoptera; Papilionidae. Gene Ontology annotation, molecular function: ubiquitin protein ligase activity. The record is from RefSeq and is a predicted model, not a curated record. Gene Ontology annotation, cellular component: Fanconi anaemia nuclear complex; nucleus. Gene Ontology annotation, biological process: interstrand cross-link repair; protein monoubiquitination. The transcript has 4 exons. The coding region runs from base 122 to 934 and encodes 270 amino acids.